Molecule: messenger RNA, 2255 nt
Organism: Cheilinus undulatus (humphead wrasse)
Lineage: Eukaryota; Metazoa; Chordata; Actinopteri; Labriformes; Labridae
Gene: ptp4a1
Product: protein tyrosine phosphatase 4A1
Exons: 6
Coding region: 718-1239 (173 amino acids)
Biological process (GO): protein dephosphorylation
Cellular component (GO): nucleus
Molecular function (GO): protein tyrosine phosphatase activity
Source: RefSeq, a predicted model, not a curated record
UCGUCUCAGCGGCUUCAGGAGACUUCGGCUCCGCUCGGAGAAACAGCAGCGGACUUUAUGGUGGAGAGCCGUUUUACCUUUUUACCUUUUUCUGGGGACCGGCUGUAUGAUUAAGCUACAAUCUUCAAUGAGUAAGCAUAUCCCACAGUUCUGUGGUGUUCUGGGUCACACAUUUAUGGAGUUUCUGAAGGGCAGUGGGGACUACUGCCAGGCUCAGCACGCUGCCUAUGCAGACGAGUGAACAGCCAAACUCGCCAUCGAUCCGACGCACUUGAGCCACAGGAGGGACCCCGGAGAGUUGGCAGGACCGGGACGCCUCCCAGAACCAGCGACAACUCGGCCUGGAUGGGGUAACUUCACCCGCUGCACACUGCCCUCGUCGGCUUCCGCCUGGCCAGAAUCAAGGUGGAACCAGCCUUGUUUUUUUUUCCUUCCUUUUCUUUUGUUUUAUUCCAAAGGAGAGGGUUUUGAGUUGUUUCUCUGAUUGUCCGCCCUUUUUAUCGGCCGCCAACCACCCAAAUUUCCCCAUUUUUGCCCGUCGCAGCCUUCGUAUUUUUGUUUAGCCUUGCCAACCUCAACGGAGGGAAGAGCGGAGGAUUUCUGUUUCUGGGUUUCUAGAAGCGAGUUUUUGUUUGACAUUCCCUCCGAGUUCUAACUCCGUGUUUACAUCAGUGUUUUUACUCUGUGGAAGACUUUUAUUUUUUUUACAUUGUCACGAUGGCUCGUAUGAACAGACCCGCCCCUGUGGAGAUCACCUACAAAAACAUGAGGUUCCUCAUUACCCACAAUCCCACCAACGCCACCCUGAACAAGUUCAUUGAGGAGCUGAAGAAGUAUGGAGUAACCACCGUUGUGAGAGUUUGCGAGGCCACCUAUGAUGCCACCUUGGUCGUGAAAGAAGGAAUCCAAGUUCUGGAUUGGCCGUUCGACGACGGAGCUCCUCCCUCCAACCAGAUUGUUGAUGAUUGGCUGAACCUGUUGAAGCUGAAGUUCAGGGAGGAGCCUGGCUGCUGCAUCGCUGUUCACUGUGUGGCAGGGCUGGGGAGAGCUCCUGUUCUGGUGGCACUCGCCUUGAUCGAAUGUGGGAUGAAAUACGAAGAUGCUGUCCAGUUCAUUCGACAGAAGCGCCGGGGAGCGUUCAACAGCAAGCAGCUGUUCUACCUGGAGAAAUAUCGUCCAAAGAUGCGCCUGCGCUUCAAAGAUUCCAACGGCCAUCGCAAUAACUGCUGCAUCCAGUAGAGCCAAACCGUGAGCCACGCCAACCCCUACAUCAUCCAUGAGAAGAGCUGAAUCCAACCUCGCUGGCUUCUUACCUGGCAGGCUUGUUCUUUUAGUCAUUGUGUUGAAGUAUUUUAUUUUUUUAAAUGUCCCCUUUUCCUGCUCCCGGUUCAAACCAAGUGUCAUAAAAAAAGAAAGUAAUCGAUUUGUGUGAGCCGGAGUCGCCGUGUUUCUCUUUAUGUGCCCAGAAAAAAAAAAAAAUACGAUGAGAGAGGGCAGCGCAGAGUCGUGUAUCGUGUAAGAUGUUGGAUUAGUUGUUUUCUGCAUCCCAAAGAUUCUGAUUGGCCAGUUUACAUCUACUGAGAAUGUGCUCAAAAUUAAAAACGUUCCUUUCCCAUUAGAAACCGUUACUUCCCCGUUCCACUAAAGGUUUCUGUUUCCGACUGACUGGACAGAGGUUUGCCUUCUUCACAUGCGAUGGUUCAUCCAUAAAUGCCUUACAAUCGAAGUGGAACAAAGGCAAUCGAGGCGGGCGUCGACCCCCGCCUGCGUUCAGAAAAAGGUGUUUCAUUUUUCUACUCGGAACAAAAAAACAAUCGUUGCCUUUGUCUGUGCAGGAAGUCUUACACUCACUUAUGCCCUUUCAGUACCUAUUUUUAAUAUGAAACGCUUAAUCGUUGCAAUAUUUAUUUGUCAAUUGAAAGUCUAGGAACUUCUUUUCUCUAUCAAACCUUCUGUUUACUAAUUAACUGCCAUGUCCAAAAUGUGAUUUAUUUUUCUGUUUUUAAUUUUUCUUUAUUAUUUUGCUUCAGACUGGACUUCCAACGUCUGCGAUAUUUUGUAUGCCUUUUUAUUUGAUGUCCGUAACUUAAAACUUGGAUACUUGAUGAUUUUAUGUAUUUGAAAAUGUGUACUAUUAUUAUUAGGUUGGCUAUUUAUACUAUCAAUGGAUGUGUGAUUUAGUACCGUGAGAGACAAAGUUGUACCUGUUCACCAACUUGUGAGAGUACAUUAAAUGAUACACUGAAAAACAUCAA